Molecule: messenger RNA, 3462 nt
Organism: Cordyceps fumosorosea ARSEF 2679
Lineage: Eukaryota; Fungi; Ascomycota; Sordariomycetes; Hypocreales; Cordycipitaceae
Product: Ras guanine nucleotide exchange factor
Exons: 3
Coding region: 1-3462 (1153 amino acids)
Biological process (GO): Ras protein signal transduction; positive regulation of GTPase activity
Cellular component (GO): plasma membrane
Molecular function (GO): guanyl-nucleotide exchange factor activity; protein binding
Source: RefSeq, a predicted model, not a curated record
AUGGACGGUAGUGUUGGUACCACGCCGCCUGGCAUUAUGUAUGUUCGCGCCUUGUACGACUACGAAGCCGACGACCGGACAAGCUUGAGCUUUCAUGAGGGUGACGUUAUCCAAGUGAUUACCCAGCUGGAAAGCGGCUGGUGGGAUGGUGUCAUCAAUGGUGUUCGCGGCUGGUUCCCCAGUAAUUACUGUCAGAUCAUCACCGGCCCUGAGGACCUCGUCGACCAGAACCAAAACGGCCGUCUCGAAAGCGCCGAUGAUCAACGCGACGACGCCGACGUCUACGACGAGAGCUUUGAGCAGCAGGACUACGAAUCCGAAAGCGACGCGCCGGGUGCCUUGCCGCUCGAGGGAACAGACAUCGGGGACAAGUCCAGAGCCGACUUCUGGAUCCCUCAAGCAACCCCUGACGGUCGUCUCUUCUACUAUAACAUGAUGACGGGCGAUCGCAGCAUGGAGUUGCCGCUGGAAUCUCCCAGCUCAGUAAACGAAACUGGACCCAGAGAUCGCAUGAACGCGUCCAUGCCCGAUAAGACGCGCCCCCCUGCCGAGAUGAUGGCCAGGGGUCUCAACCAAGACGAGGACGACGACUCCGCAACUUCGGCGUCAGAAGCAGAAGGCGACGGCAUGUUUGCAUCUCGCCGACUGAAUCGCCAACGUAUCCCCCUCAGCGGAGCUCUCUCACCAUCCACCUCGAUGGACUCCAUCAACGGCACUUCGCCAAAUCGGAGAAGAAGAAACGACAGCGCCACGAAUGGCUUUUCAAAUGGACCCCAUCAGCCCCCUAAUAUCGCCUCUGCCACCUCCUUCACUAGCACCACAUACAACCUUCCAACCACAACGACCGUUCCGCGAUCAUUUUUCGACGAUGGCUCAACGCCACAGCUUAGCUGGAGUCUGCUUGUCUCCAAUAUGAAGCGUGCAAUUGACCGGUACCGAGACGCCAUCACCGCAAACAACCGCUCCGAAUACGUAGCUAGAGCCGAGGAUAUUUCAGACCAUUUGCGAUUGCUGCUUGCUGCCGGCUCUGGGACGACUGACAACCACUCUGGACAACCGUCCAUCAUUUCUACAAAUAAGGCGCUUUAUCCUCACUUCCGCGACAUGAUGUCCAAAUUCUCCAAGCUCGUCAUCUCUUCGCAUAUUGCCGCAGCAGACUGGCCAAAUGCUGAAUCGGUCCAAAAGUGUUUACAGGAAGCCGACGGCGUUCUUCUCGGUGUGUUUAGCUAUGUCGAAGUCGCGCGACAGCAGCGUGGCGAAGAGAUCCCAAGACUAUUUCCUGGCUUUGUGAUUGGUAGCACUGCGGGCGGAAGUUGGCAGAACAAUGGCCUCGGGCCGCGCGAUCCCAUAACAUCAAACUUCCUCGAGGAUGAUGACGGCGCUGUUGAGCCGACAGCUGUCCUGGAUGGUAGAUUACUCGAGCGACUGGAUGAGAUGAAGCGCAUGCUAAUAGCAAGCCUGCGUGAACUUGACAAGACGCUCGCCACGCCGGAGAACAUCAUCACACCUUAUCGACACGAGGUUAUCAGCAACAACAUAUGUUUGGCUGGGACCAAGACCAUUGACAUGUUCCGACCCUGGAUCGCCACUGUUGAGUCUGUUGACCUCUCCUCCCUUGGAGAUAGCUUUCAGACACCUCAGCUCGCAGAGUUUGCCACUUCCAAGCAGAGCUUGUACGACAACAUUGCAGACUUGCUAUUAGCUUGCCAGGCUGUCGCGGGCCCCUUGGCCGAUGAAUGGUCAGAGGUUCGGGGAGAGGCGUUGGAAAAUAGACUUGAAUAUGUCAGAACAUGUGCCAGAGCACUCGAGACCAACUCGACUCACGUUGGCUAUUCAUUACAGCUCCUGUCAGAACAGGUGCAGACAAACCUGCAACUCCAGCCACUCAAGAAGCAAGAAUCGCGGUCGCGGGAUCCAGUACCACCCGCACCGCUACAACGCGGUGAAUCAAUGCCGUAUGAUCGGCCCCAUCAACGAUCCGAGUCAAAAACGGCGCCUGUACGACCUACGCUUAUUACCGCCCAAUCUUUUACUGAAGGCGAACCACCGCCUGGUGCUUUGCGAAAGGGAGAUUAUUCCAAAGUCAAGAAGAUAUUUGGUGAAGAUCCUUCGCCCCAGACCAUGCAGGCAGACGACACUCCAGACUUUUUGCGCCUCGACUACGAGAACGACGUUUCAUGGGAUACCAAGUCUGCCCAACCUGCCGUACGGGGCGGCUCUCUACUCGCGCUUGUCGAACAGCUAACACGACACGACAAGCUGGAUUCAUCCUUUAACAACACCUUCCUCCUCACAUACAAGUCCUUUACGUCGGCCAGAGAGUUGUUUGAGCUAUUAGUAAAGCGAUUUGCCAUUCAACCACCAGAGGGUCUCUCGCAAGCCGACUUUGAGACUUGGCGUGACAGAAAGCAAAAGCUCAUUCGAUUCCGUGUGGUCAAUAUCCUCAAGAGUUGGUUUGAUAGCUUCUGGAUGGAAGAGUACAACGACGAAUCCAAGCAGUUGAUCCGAGACGUAUACGACUUUGCCAGAGAUACGGUCAAGUCGACAGAAACGCCAGGUUCAGGGCCGCUGAUGGCUAUGCUGAACCAAAGACUCAACGGCACAGACGCAAACGCCAGGCGUAUGAUUCAAACUCUGAACCAGACCACGCCAUCGCCGAUUAUGCCCAAGAAUAUGAAGAAGCUGAAAUUCCUGGACAUUGACGUGACCGAGUUUGCUCGCCAACUCACCAUUAUCGAGUCGAGACUGUACGGCAAGAUUAAGGCGACCGAGUGUCUCAACAAGACAUGGCAGAAAAAGAUUUCAGAGGGCGAGCCUGAACCUGCGCCAAACGUCAAGGCCCUGAUUCUGCACUCGAAUCAAAUGACGAACUGGGUGGCGGAAAUGAUUUUGGCGCAAACGGAUGUCAAGAAGCGAGUCGUGGUGAUCAAGCACUUUGUCUCAGUCGCCGACAAAUGUCGAACGCUUAACAACUUUUCUAACCUGACGUCCAUCAUCUCGGCUCUCGGCACGGCGCCGAUUGCGCGCCUAAAACGAACAUGGGACCAAGUACCGCAGCGGACGCAUACGGUCCUGGAGACGAUGCGCAAGCUGAUGGCGAGCACGAAGAACUUUGGCGAGUACCGUGAGGCGUUGCACGCAGCAAAUCCGCCGUGCAUUCCGUUCUUCGGUGUCUACUUGACCGAUCUUACAUUUAUUGAGGACGGCAUUCCAUCAAUCAUCAAGAAGACAAACCUCAUCAACUUUGCGAAGCGGGCCAAGACAGCCGAGGUCAUCCGCGACAUUCAGCAGUAUCAAAACGUGGGGUACUCGCUGCAGCCGGUGCCGGAGCUUCAGGAUUACAUUCUCAGCAAUAUGCAAGCAGCGGGCGACGUUCACGAGAUGUACGACAAGAGCCUGCAGAUCGAGCCGCGCGAGCGCGAGGAAGAAAAAAUCGUGAGGUUCGUAAGACCAAGCACCUAG